This is a messenger RNA of Arachis stenosperma, 1027 nucleotides long. RefSeq names its product transcription factor SPEECHLESS-like. The record is from RefSeq and is a predicted model, not a curated record. Gene Ontology annotation, biological process: positive regulation of DNA-templated transcription; stomatal complex development; guard cell differentiation. Gene Ontology annotation, molecular function: protein dimerization activity; DNA-binding transcription factor activity. Gene Ontology annotation, cellular component: nucleus. Bases 1 to 882 code for a protein of 293 amino acids. The transcript is spliced from 3 exons. NCBI's taxonomy places the organism in Eukaryota, Viridiplantae, Streptophyta, Magnoliopsida, Fabales, Fabaceae.
AUGGAAACAGAGAAGCUUCCAGCAAUGGAUAAUAACAGCUUACUUUGUGAAAGUUUGUUGAAUAACACAAGAGAGUUUGGUGGAGAGGAUCUGUUUUCCAUUUUAGAGAGCCUUGAAGACUUGAAUAGUCCUCCUCCUCCUCCUCCAAGGAAGAGACAGAAGGUUAGUGCAUCAGCAUCCGAAGAUGGAGAAGAAAGGGUAUUAUCGUCACAUAUAACUGUUGAGCGCAACCGGAGAAAGCAAAUGAAUCACCAUUUGUCUGUCUUGAGGUCACUUAUGCCCUCCUUUUAUGUCAAACGAGGAGAUCAAGCAUCAAUAAUUGGAGGUGUAGUUGAUUACAUCAACGAAUUGCAACAAGUUCUACAAUGCCUAGAGGCCAAGAAACACAGAAAGGUAUUUUACACAGAUAACGUACUAAGCCCAAGACUAAUUAUUCCAAGCCCAAAAUUAAGCCCAAGAAUACUAACCCUGCCGCCUAUUAGUCCAAGAACUCCACAACCUGGAAGCCCAUGGUUGCACCACCACCAACAAGCAUGUAGUGGCGGUUACAUUUCCAACAACUCUUCCUCCAUUGAGCCUUCUCCUUCUUCUUCUGGAUCUGAUAAUAUGAAUGAGCUUGUUGCGAAUUCAAAGUCGGAGAUUGCUGACGUGGAGGUUAAGUUUUGCGGUCCGCAUGUAUUAGUGAAAACUGUGUCACCAAGAAUUCCUGGGCAAGCCAUGAGGAUAGUAUCAGCGCUUCAACACCUUGCUCUUGAGAUUCUUCAUCUCACCAUUACCACUUCUGAUGAAACCAUGCUAUACUCUUUCACUAUUAAGAUUGGGAUUGAAUGCCAACUGAGUGCGGAAGAACUAGCUCAACAUAUCCAGCAAACAUUCUGCUAAAGAUGACCUGAAACAUUUGUUCACACAUGAUCUCUUCCUCUUUUUCAUCGCUUACUCAUUUACAUGUAUGUAGGUAGUUAGUUUACACCAAUGGUAGAAGCUGUGGAUCAGCCACAUAGCUAUCAUCAUUCAUUUUCUUUUUGAG